Schistocerca piceifrons (Central American locust) is the source of this 1275-nucleotide messenger RNA. Its product is annotated as cholinesterase 2-like. Lineage: Eukaryota; Metazoa; Arthropoda; Insecta; Orthoptera; Acrididae. The record is from RefSeq and is a predicted model, not a curated record. The transcript is spliced from 8 exons. The annotation marks the transcript as partial. Gene Ontology annotation, molecular function: hydrolase activity.
UUCCCCGUCAUGGUUUACAUCCAUGGCGGUGCUUUCAUAACUGGGUCGUCUUCCAGCGGCACUCCAGACUAUUUUGUGGAGAAGGGCGUUGUAUUGGUGACAACCACCUAUCGUCUCGGUGCUCUUGGUUUCCUGAGCCUGCAGAACACCGACAUCCCAGGCAACGCGGGGCUCAAAGACCAGGUGCUGUCUUUGCAAUGGGUGCAAAGGAACAUCGCGGCCUUCGGAGGGGACCCCAGCAAGGUCGUCAUCUUCGGGGAGAGCGCUGGUGGCGGUUCCACCUCACACCUCUUCCUCUCGCCGGCGACUGGGGGUCUCUUCAGCGGUGUGAUCAUGGAGAGUGGGGUAGCGACGACCCCCUGGGCACUGACAGAGAAACCCCGCGAGAGGGCGUACCGGAUGGCGGAGGCGCUCGGCUUCCAGGCGCAGAGCGAUAACCACACUGACGACGACGACGCGCGGCUGGCUGCCUUCCUUCGCGCCGCCAACUACACAGACAUCGCCGGUGACUCCAAUAUCGCUCUCUCUGAUUUCGAGAAGCGGUGCCCAGGGCAGAUAGCUUUCGCGCCCGUCGUGGAGCCAGCAUCAGACUCUGCAGUGAUCACCGAGCCUCCAGUUGACAUCAUCAGAGCCGGCAGCUACAACCAGGUCCCCAUCAUACUGGGCGUCACUUCCGGAGAAGGAAUUGUCGGACUCUUCAUGUCUCCAUUGCUGACAGAAGCGGGGGAAGCCGAUAUGAAGGAGAACUUCACGAUGCUGAUCGGCUCCCAGCUGCCGCUGCCCACGGAGGAACAGCGGACUCGUGCGGCGGAACAGCUGGAGCAAUUCUACUUCGGGGACGAGGGCUUCUCCAUGGAUCAGAUGCAGGCAGUGGUUGAUCUGUUAUCCGACAUGUACUUCAUUCAUCCAGCGGACUCGUUCGCUAGGGCGGUGGCGAACUCCAGCAGUAUACCUGUUUACUUCUAUUACUUCGACUACAAUGGCACCGGUUCCACGGAUUACGGUAUGGUACACGCUGGUGAAACAAUCUACUUGUUUGCGCAAUCAGACGCAGACCCUAAUUCCAACGAUGGGAAAGUGUCAAAUCAGUUGACAACACUGUGGACCAAUCUCCCCAAGUACGGGGAUCCUGCGCCUUCUGGAAAUCCAGUGGUCUGGGAAGAGUUGACGGCCAGUGCUACCAACUAUCUUGAUAUGAAACUGGAAUUUGUGACACGUCAAGACAUGCUCAAGGAACGGAUGGACUUCUGGAGAGAAAUAUUAACUUCAGAAUGA